Molecule: messenger RNA, 1998 nt
Organism: Heterocephalus glaber (naked mole-rat)
Lineage: Eukaryota; Metazoa; Chordata; Mammalia; Rodentia; Bathyergidae
Source: RefSeq, a predicted model, not a curated record
AUGGUGUGGGCCUGCCUCCAGGGAAGAUCAGGGCGAUCUGGAAUUCAUCGGCUUUCUGAGAGAACGAGAAAUGCAUAUGUGCUGCUUUCCUCUGACAGGAGCUCUGUGCAUAGCAUUGGGCCUGAAGUGGAGGAAGUCACCAUUUUUCCUAGUGACAUUCAUCACAAACCAGUGGAGCAUGAAGCAGAAGAGCAGCCCAGGGACAACUGCACUCACUCUAUUGCCAGAGAUUUUGGGCCCAGGUCGGUAUCAGUCAUCUAUGUUUUAAUACAUACCCCAGGUGAUCCUAAAAGCACGCUGGACAGAGGCCUUCUGGCUCCGGGGGCCAAGCUCAUGCCAAGAGUUUCUCACUCCUGCCAUUUAGAAACAAACAACCCAGUGAUUGGACAGGAGCAUCUGACAGGGUCCUACAUUUUCAGUGUCAGCAGCAAGACCAGCUCCAGUGGAAAAGCUGUUUUCCUGGUUCUUGUUGCAGUGCCUCUCCUUGGGAAGAGCCCUGCAGGUGAGCCUGCAGGAGCUGCUGAGCAGGACCUUCCACGUCUCCCCAGUGGGACCGAGGCAUCCCUUCCGUCCACACCUUUGGCGGUGCUUGCUAGCACUUGUCUUGUUAUCACAGCGGAACUAACAGAACAGAGGCACCAUUUCCCUGUGCAUCUGAUGUGCAUUUUCCUGGAGAUUUUCUCUGGAAAAGAUACCAAGCACUGGAUUCGUCCAUCCCUGUUGCUCAAACUCUUAUGGAUUCAUUUCUCUUCACUUGAAAAGUUUCUUUCCCAGAUUUUCCCAAAUGCAUCAGCUGUGGGAAAGUUCUAGAGUGGUUUUUAAUUAAUGGUUUCCAUGAUUCACAUAAAUAGAGAUUAUUCACAAGCCUUGAUAUCAGCAGAGACACUGUAGCACUCAGACUUUGGAACACAUCUGGUUGGGAUCUGGUAAAUACUGCAGCAAGUGACACUUGAGUGUCCUUAAUCUGAGAAUCUUCCAAAACAACAGUUUGCUAAUGACUAUCCCUGAGAUAAAUGCAGUGUCCUCUCUGCUUUGGUAAGUAGAGUUCUAUCUGGCAUGCCCUUCUUUGGGGAUAGAGUACUUUCCACAGUAAGGAUAGAGUCAGAUAACUAGAACAGAGAAUACUUUUCCAGCACACCUUGGAAUUCUUGAGUAUAUUAGGGUAUAAUAGAGCUUGUCAACUCUUGCUGAAGAAACUAUGAACAUUGCCUCUUAUUUCCAAGAUUCUGUAGGAUAGAUUAUUUCUUUUUCAGUGUUCUGUAAGAGCAGUGUUAGGUAAUAUUAGAUUCAUAGUAGGGUUUGUAAAUAACAACUUAUUCAAUACAUUCUAGAACAAUCAAUGAUGUUUUUGUUUUUGUUGUAUGGAUGAUUCUUCCUAUGUCUUUGAAUAUUCAUUUUUCUGAAAGCUGACAGGUAAUUAUGGAUUGAAAUGGCAUAUCCUCCAUAAACAUGGAUGCAUUUCUCCUUUUAAAUUUGAGAACCUGAAGAUACAAGCAUGCCUUUGAUUUGCAAAUUGACAUCUGCAAGCCUUUAAUGAAUUAUCUAUGAGAAGAAUAUGGGAGAAAGCAACGUCUGCUUUGAAAUUACUCUUGAGUUUUUCAGCCUAUUCUUGUUCUGAUGAGAUACAGGAGCAACAAAUUUGUGUUUUGUGGAUAUGCUCACAGAAUAAGCCUUGUGGUAAAUUGCCAAAAUCUUAGAUUAUUUUUUCAGAAAUUUCCAAGUAAAUCCAAUAAACAUCCUGUCUCCCUUUAUAAAAGUGGCUUAAUUUUGUUAGAUGUAUUUUACCAUUUGAACUGAUUGUUUUAUAAACAAAUCAUAAAUAUAUGCAAAUUGUACUCUUAGUCCUUUCCUUCCAGUUUUCUCCAAGAACAUAGAUCGGUAUUUCAUUGACUUUUGUUUAUGUUGUUCUAUUAGACAGCAGCCGUCUUGUCAGUAAUUUCUGGAAUUAUUAAUCACCUUCCACUAUGAAAUAAUCCUUCCUUUAUUACACUUUCGACU